Schizosaccharomyces cryophilus OY26 is the source of this 2138-nucleotide messenger RNA. RefSeq names its product metallopeptidase. The transcript is spliced from 3 exons. Lineage: Eukaryota; Fungi; Ascomycota; Schizosaccharomycetes; Schizosaccharomycetales; Schizosaccharomycetaceae. Bases 140 to 1975 code for a protein of 611 amino acids. The record is from RefSeq and is a predicted model, not a curated record. Gene Ontology annotation, cellular component: cytoplasm.
UACUUUUCAUAUUUUAUAGUUUCAUUAAAGUAGGAUCCUUGUCGCUAAUGUGCGAUAGAGAUCAUUCCUAUGUUGCUUAACUUCGGUAUAAAAUUCAUUUCUCAUUUCCUUUUCACCAUCUUUCUUUUACUAGGAACAAAUGAGUCAAAUCAUUUUAGAUAAUAUUCGUAACGAUGAGACUGUAUACCAUAGAUUUGUCAUUGUUCAUGGUAGGGUUACCAAAAUAAAUUCUCACACUUCCCGAAUCGUAACCGUGAAGCAGCACAAUGAUACAUUCCCCGAACAAGCCUGGGUCGUCACUGGCUCUUACUUCAAAGCUCUUGUUCACGUCGUGCCAGGCGUAAAUGACAUCCGAUUUCGAACAGACACUGGGUUUGAGCUCCCUUUACGCUUGAAUUACCAAGUAUUAAAUGAUAACCCUUUCUAUCGGAUUGGCCUUGUUGUAGGAAGAGAUUCUGAUUUAAGAUUUGACGCUCCUUAUGGUAUGAAGAAUGACCUUGACGAAGCGAUCCGUAAAUUGCGCUGCGCAGCUUAUCUUUGGCAAGCCUUUACCGCAGAAUGUAUGUACAGAAAUGGAUUCGGUAGGCGUACAUUUCGUCUGGAAGAAGAAAUCCAACCUGACACAAUGUCUUGUCAAUCAAAAUGGGGUACUGAAAGGUUAACUGCUUCAAUCCAUGUUUUGAGAUCAGAGAAAACAGCUGAGGAAAUUCGUUCUACUCCUCCUGAUCAGCUUUUCCAUGUCGCUGGGAACGCCGUUGAUAACCUGAAUCUCCCAGAGCCAUGGCACUACGUCUGCAUGCUGUUAGAUACCCGCUAUAAUCCUUCUUCGAAAGAAGUCCGAGGUCAUGUCGCGUUAGGAGGUGGUACUGAUAUGCACAAAUUAGGAGUUUUUGGUUCACAUUCUUUGCAUUCUUUUCCUAGCGCAGUUGAAUAUGUGGUACCUGUUUUCAGUGAUGCCCGAAGGGUUCCCGAUUAUUUAGCAAAUGAUGCCAAUGAAAGCUCUACUGUUUGGGAGUGUGCUAAUAUUGGAAUUGGAGCUAUACUUCAUGAACUUGGCCAUACUUUAGGGUGCCCCCACCAACCUGACGGCAUUAUGCUACGUUCUUAUCCAAUCUUUAACCGUAGUUUUACAACGAGGGAGUUUGAAUGUGUCCGAACAGGAAGUAAAGGCCUUGCUCCCGUACUUGCGAAGGAUGAAUGCUCCUGGCAUUACUUGGAUCUACUGAGAUUCUAUUAUCAUCCUUGUUUCCGACUUCCUUCUGACCACGUUUAUCCUACAGAUGUUGAAACAAGCUACUAUGUACGUGACGAACAGAUAGUUUUCACGAAUAAGACUGGGAUAUUCCUUGCGGAAAUCGAAUAUAAUGGUCAGACUAAGGGGUGGAAGAUUUUCAAUCCUCCUACGGAAGAGGCUGGUUUUACUGACGCAGAAAUACGAUCCCUUUCAAAUGCCAACCCUGGACAAGAUUAUCGUAUUCGCAUCCUAUCUAGGAAUAAUAAAGCCAUAGAUUUAAGUGAUAUCCCUGGUAUCAUCAGGAAUGCAAAAAUGUCUACCAACUUUGGAAACGUAUAUCGCUCCGAAAGAUUUGGUCUUCGUGGUUGCAAUGGGAACGAAUUGUCUGAUCUGUUGUUUCAACCUGAUAAGAAGAUUACUAAAAUACGCGUGCAUUGUGGUCUUGCUUUAGACGGUAUUGAAGCCUUUUUUGGCUCAGAUUCUGCCCUUCUUGGAAACCGUGGGGGAAGUCCUCACGAUUUCGAUACAGAAGGUAGUCGCAUUUCCGGGUUUCUUAUUCGCAGUGGAGCCUGGGUAGAUGGAAUUAGUAUUAUUUUGGAAAACGGUAACACCAGCCCCUUUUUUGGUAAUGCGAAUGGCGGUGGUCAAAAACUAUAUAAAAUUCCUGAAGGCUCCAGAUUGGUUGGCUUUUACGGAACACUAGCGGGCUUUAUGGAUUCUGUUGGAUUUUUCAUUCAAUAGAUUUGACAGCUUUGGAGAUCAUUUAUUUUCAUAUAGCUUAUUUAGAAUUUUUUGUAACUCUUUUCAGUCCUUUAAGAAUUUUAGAGCUAAGAAAACCAUCAGAUUCAUGUUAACUAGUUAACUUUCUAUCAAUGUCAUGAUUAGAUCUUUUAUUGUUCUUCCA